AUGCAAAGGCCUUCGUAUAGCCUUCUUAACUAUAGUAUUGUCUUUACCGUUGCUGUUGCUGUUGCUGUUGCUGUUGCCGUUGCUGUUACCGUUGCUGUUACCGUUACUGUUGCCGUUGCUGUUGCUGUUGCUGUUGCUGUUGCUGUUGCCGUUGCUGUUGCUGUUGCUGUUGCUGUUGCUGUUGCUGUUGCUGCUGCUGUUGCUGUUGCCGUUGCUGUUGCUGUUGCCGUUGCUGUUGCUAUUGCCGUUGCUAUUGCUGUUGCCGUUACCGUUGCUGUUGCUGUUGCUGUUGCUGUUGCCGUUGCUGUUGCUGUUACCGUUGCUGUUGCUGUUGCCGUUGCUGUUGCUGUUGCCGUUGCCGUUGCUGUUGCCGUUACCGUUGCUGUUGCUGUUGCUGUUGCUGUUGCUGUUGCUGUUGCUGCUGCUGUUGCUGUUGCCGUUGCUGUUGCUGUUGCCGUUGCUGUUGCUAUUGCCGUUGCUAUUGCUGUUGCCGUUGCCGUUGCUGUUGCCGUUACCGUUGCUGUUGCUGUUGCUGUUGCUGUUGCUGACAUUGCUGGUACAAUUGCAGGUGCCGGUACUGUUACUGUUGCUGUUGCUGUUGCUGUUGCCGUUGCUGUUGCUGUUGCCGUUGCUAUUAUUGUUGCUGUUGCUAUUGCUGUUGCUGUUGCUAUUGCUGUUGCCGUUGCCGUUGCUGUUGCUGUUGCUGUUGCUGUUGCUGUUGCUGUUGCUGUUGCUGUUGCUGUUGCUGUUGCUGUUGCUGUUGCUGUUGCUGUUGCUGUUGCUGUUGCUGUUGCUGUUGCUGUUGCUGUUGCUGUUGCUGUUGCUGUUGCUGUUGCUGUUGCUGUUGCUGUUGCUGUUGCUGUUGCUGUUGCUGUUGCUGUUGCUGUUGCUGUUGCUGUUGCUGUUGCUGUUGCUGUUGCUGUUGCUGUUGCUGUUGCUGUUGCUGUUGCUGUUGCUGUUGCUGUUGCUGUUGCUGUUGCUGUUGCUGUUGCUGUUGCUGUUGCUGUUGCUGUUGCUGUUGCUGUUGCUGUUGCUGUUGCUGUUGCUGUUGCUGUUGCUGUUGCUGUUGCUGUUGCUGUUGCUGUUGCUGUUGCUGUUGCUGUUGCUGUUGCUGUUGCUGUUGCUGUUGCUGUUGCCGUUACUGUUGCUGUUGCUGUUGCUGUUGCCGUUACUGUUGCUGUUGUUGUUACUGUUGCUGUUGCUGAUCCCGAUUGCUAUUGCUGUUGCUAA
Molecule: messenger RNA, 1230 nt
Organism: Drechmeria coniospora
Lineage: Eukaryota; Fungi; Ascomycota; Sordariomycetes; Hypocreales; Ophiocordycipitaceae
Exons: 3
Coding region: 1-1230 (409 amino acids)
Source: RefSeq, a predicted model, not a curated record